AUGGACCAGCCACCACAAAUCCUCCGUAUCAAGCGGAAGAGGACACAAGACCCGCUCCAGGCAUUGAUCUUGGAAGGAAGAGACCCCAAGAGAUCAAAACCAUCCACGCCGAUCGCCUCCAGAUACACAUCACCAGUGCACACCCCAAGACCACCGUCACCUAAUGAGGUUGCCAAACGCUUCUACAAGUUGUCGAGAACCGAUGCGUUGACCACGGGCGAAGAGCAAUCGGUGAUUGACUCGGUUCUUAGGGUGGCAGGAGGCGAGGAAGACGACGAUAGCUCUGCUCCUGUUCGCAAGUCAAGAAAGAGGAAGUUCAUCAUCCCUCAAAACCAGAGCCAAGAAGAUGCCGAGAUCCCCAAUGAGCUCUCGGAUAUGGUUAACUCAUACCUCAAUGUCAACGAGGACGAGAACGGAAGCCGUCGCAAAAAGAGAAUUAGAAACAAGGUACCAGAAAAUGAGGGCAGCGAGCCUUCUGGAGUCCAGGAAGACUCAGACUACGUCUAUGACGUGUACUUGUUGUCCAAUAAUGAGCCAAUGACCACUGCAAACCAUCCACAGGCUCAGAUUGGGUACAUUCGCUUCUUUGAUGAUGAAGACCUGUUGUAUGUGUCCGACGAAGAAGACAAUAAACCUGUAGUCUUGUCUGACGACGAAGACUCCAAUGCCGAGGACUUCUAUCAAAAUGACUACCCCAGUGAUGAGGAUGCCGGUGUAUACAGCGACAGCCACGAAAUAGUUGACGACGAGGCAGAACUCGCAAACGAAUUGAAUGAAGAUGACUACGACUAUGACUAUGAGGGAUCCUACUUGGCCGAGGACAAUUUUGAUGACACAGAUUUCAAGAGGAACAAGUUCUUCGAGUCCGACGAGCAUGAUCCUAUGGCUAUUCAUCGCGAUCGUAUAUUUGGAAAGUUGGAGAAAAUGAUAAAUGAGAGCUAA
Suhomyces tanzawaensis NRRL Y-17324 is the source of this 942-nucleotide messenger RNA. RefSeq lists its product as uncharacterized. Gene Ontology annotation, cellular component: cytoplasm. The transcript has a single exon. The record is from RefSeq and is a predicted model, not a curated record. Lineage: Eukaryota; Fungi; Ascomycota; Pichiomycetes; Serinales; Debaryomycetaceae. Bases 1 to 942 code for a protein of 313 amino acids. Gene Ontology annotation, biological process: protein import into nucleus.